AUGAGGUAUGCGUGGAUGGUCUCGUUGGCGUUAUUAUUAGCAGCAACACUUGUGGAAAGCAGCAGUCUUCUCAGCAAGACUAUCAAUUCCGAUGGAUCAAAAGGUCAGUUCUCGUUUUCUCCUCCUAAUAAUUCAAUAGUCCUGUAAUUCAGAUUUCAACAUUGUGAAACAUAUCAAGAAGAACACUUGUACAUGCUCUUGCAAGUGUGUUCCAGACGUUCCAACCAAUCCGUUCGAUGUCACCACCACCAUUUCUUCUAUCAACAAUGAUAACGUUGACAUUGGACCAAGUGUCGACCCGAAUCCAUCUGGAUCUUCUCUGUUUCAAGAGAUUGAGGCUCAUGCGGGUGAUGUUACCACAGGAUCGCCGAGCUCGGAGCUGAGCAUUGAUUCGAGCGUGUCUGUGGAGAAGAGUGAGAGCACCACCUCCACUACGGAAGCCCCUGCUUCUUCUACCGAAGCUGAGGUCACGGUAGUCACCGGAGAAGUGAUUGCCGUUACAUCCGAGGAAACCACCACCACAGAGGUUCCAACUACUAUUGCGGAAAAAGUGACAACGACAACUGAAGCUUCUACGACUACAGAGGCAGCUACUACAGAAACUCCGACAACCACCGAGAAUGUGUCUACAAGCACUGAAAGUUCUACCACAACCGAGGAGCCAACAGAAAUUCCAACAAUCAACGAGGUUACUACUACUACAGAAGUUCCAUCUACUGUUUCUGAGGAAGUGACGACAACUACCGAUGACGUCACUACCGCUACUGAGGAGGUUACUACAACAACCGAGGAGCCUACUACAACUUCGGAAACUACCACCACCACCACCACCACAACCUCAACGGAACCCGCCACUUCUCCAGAGACCAACGACAAGAUCGCCGGCCCGGUCACAGGAAAACCGGAGACCACCCAUUUCCCAAUCACUGGAACCACUCCAAACUUUGACUCUACCACCACUACUAUCACCUCGGAAACACCAGUGAUUGCGAGAUCUGAAGAUAAAGAGGAGGAAGUGUCCACGACCACCGCCACAGGUUUGUUUGGCCGUUCAAAGAUCGGUUGAAUUAGAUAACAGAAGAUUCUGGGUUGAUUAGCUAAUUUCCACCCGCGCGGCGAAAAAAGAAAAGAUGAUAGAAUGACGGAAUGUUUCUUGACAAGGGCGCUAGUGCUAAAAGAAGAUAGAAAAUAAGGCUUGGCAAAAAUCGUGAACUUUUGCAGUUGAAUCAGUGGAAACGACAACGGAACUUGAAGUGACCACCCAGGAAGCUACUACAGGUUAGAAACUUGACAUUUGACAUGUAAUAAAAAACUUUGGCUUUUCAGAGACUUCUGAAACAACUAGUGUGACUCAAAAUUCUGAAGAACCAACCACUACUACCUUAACCAGUAAUAACAAUGGGUUUCACAGCACUCUCAAACUGAAAGUUUCCACUUCUGAAACCGAUGCUUCAACCGAAGCCACAACUUCUGAGCCAGUGACUGACACCACCACUCCAACAACGGAAACCACUGCUCAUGCGGUUACAAAGCCAACAAAGAAGGAGAAAGUGAAAGUGACUCCGAAGUUAGAAUUGUCUAUUGAUGAGCCUACCAAAGUGACCAAGAAGGUUUCGCCUGUCAAAUCUGGUAAAACAACGACGACCACUACUACGACUACUCCAGAACCGACCACCACGACAACUACCGAAGCGCCUACGACAACUGAGGAACCAACUACGGUCACUGAGGAAAUUACCACCACAACGACGGAAGAGCCAACUACGACGACUGAGGAAUUGACGACCACAACCACGGAAGAACCUUCGACAUCUACCGAAGAAGUCUUUACCACCACGGAAGAAUCUACUACUGCAACCGAAGAACCAGCAACUACUACUGAGGAAGUUACCACUACUUCCGAAGAGCCAACUACAACUACUGAGGAAGUUACGACUACUACCGAAGAGCCAACUACAACUACUGUGAAAGUUAUCACUACUACCGAGGAGCCAACUACAAUUACUGUGGAAGUUACCACUACUACCGAAGAGCCAACUGCAACUACUGAAGAAGUUACCACUACUACCGAAGAGCCAACUACAACUACUGAGGAAGUUACAACUACAACCGAAGAGCCAACUACAACUACUGAGAAAGUUACCACUACUACCGAACAGCCAACUACAACUACUGUGGAAGUUACCACUACGACUGAACCCCCAACUACGACCGUUGAGGCUACUGAAGCAUCAACUACUCAGAAGAGAACUACUGUCAAAGCGAAACCAACGAAGAAGACGACUAAGGCGGCAACUACUACCACGACAGAACCAACAACCACCACCACUGAGGCAAUGACAACGGAAGCAGUGACCACGACUCAAGAACCGGCAACAACGACCGAGGAAGUGACUACCACUACCACCGAAGAGUCUACCACUACUGCCGAGGAGACUACUACAUCAGCUGAAACUACAACUGCCACCGAAGAGCCUACUAAAACUGUCGAGGAGACCACAACCAUCACCGAGGAGUCUACUUCAACUUCAACUACCCCUGAGCCAACCACAACCGAGCCGGAAGCGUUUGUCACGGAAAUCACAACAGAAACCUCCACUCGUCGGGAACUCCCAGAAAGAUGGAAGGAGAUUGUGAGCAAACUGAAGCAUAAGCUCGAUGUUCUCAAGGAGCAGAAGAGGUUGUUGAGAGAAAAAGAGCAAAACUCAACUACGACUACUGUGGCUGCUGGGGAAGUGGCAGAGACGACUACGUUGGCGGAAAGUGUGGAUGAAGUGAACAGCACUGAGAAGGCUGAUGAGGUUACUACUACAUCCGUCACUGCUACCGAAGCUUCAACAGUUUCGGAGACUACUACUCCAGAGGUAACUACUGUAGAAUCAGAGACCACGACAACUCCAGAACUGAGCACAUCGGAAUCAAGUAUUGCUGAAACUACAACUCCCAAAGAAACUACUGAAAAUCCGACUACCACAGCUUUGGAAUUUACCACCACUACGGUUAUAACUGAAGAAACCACAACAACUGCGGAGUCAACUGCGUCAUCUUCUGAGCAUUCGGAAGCCAAUUCUGCUGAGAAACCUGGGGCCCGUCGUGAUUUUGUUCCGAAGAAGCAUACAACUGUGAAGCCAUCUGAAACUGAAACUGAAACUACAACAACUGAAGCCACAACCACCACUGAAGUCACUGAAGCGCCAACAACCAUCACCACUACAGAAGAAGUAACUGGAGACGGAGACGGGAACGCGUUUGUCACUGGAGCGCCAGUCGAUGGUAAGUUAGAGGGUGAACGUAAAGAAAAUAAAUAUUUUCAAUUUGUAGAAACUACCAUCAACACAUUGGAACUUCUCGAGAAGAUCAACAACACGAGAUUUUCGCAGCCAAAGCCGACGGAUAUCUCAAAGACCGAUGCCUUGUCGUCUCUUAUUAGUGGACUCAUUGGAUCGUUCUCCAAGACAACUGUAGCUCCCAGGUAUCAUAGUUUUCAAGAAAACACUCAAUGUUUGUUCAGAGUGGAAGAGACUGAAGCGCCAUUUGUGGCUGCCACCGAAGAGACCACAACUGAAGCUGUACGAAGAGUUCAAUCAUCCAUUGAAAUGGAUAAGGAAGAUGAGUUUGAGAAGAGAAUCAGAGAGCAGAGAAUUCAAAUGGAGCAGGUAUCCUUAUUCCCGUGUCCCGGAAUCUAAAAUCACUUUUUUCGAAGGCUAAGCGUCUUCGCGAAGAAGAACUCCUAGCGCAGCAAAAUCAGGAGCGCGAGUUGGAAGAGCAAGCACGCCAGGAGUUGUUGGAGAGAAAGGAGAAGAUGAUGAAGCAAUUGGAGGAGUUGAAGGAAGCAGAAGAGAGACAGCGAAUCCUCCUGGAGCAGGAAAGAUUGCAGGAAGCUGAAAGACUCCGGCUCAUUGAGCAAAAGCAAGCGGAAAUUGAGUUUGGAUCGAUUUCUACAACUACAGAGGCGUCCAAGUUCAAGUACAGAUUGAGACCAACUCAGGUAAAUAAAUUUGAAAAGUAGAAUGAUUAUGAAAACGUAUCUUUCAGUGCGCCGCGAUCAACAAGUUCACCAGAGUGUUCAACAUCACAGAUCCAUCCGAAUGGAUUCAGAAGAACUGUGAAUUUGCGAAACGCUACUUCCCUGAAGCGUCCUGCCCACAAAUCCAGUCCCUCAUUGAAUCCUGCUUCGCCUUUCUUUAG
Messenger RNA from Caenorhabditis sp. 36 PRJEB53466, 4188 nucleotides. NCBI's taxonomy places the organism in Eukaryota, Metazoa, Nematoda, Chromadorea, Rhabditida, Rhabditidae. The record is from the annotation of a GenBank genome assembly.